AUGGCGAUUUUACCAGAAAACUAUUCAAACUUGGAUCUUACUAUCUCCGUUCCAGGCUUCUCUUCCUCUCCUCUCUCCGAUGAAGGAAGUGGUGGAGGAAGAGAACAGCUAAAGCUAGACAUGAAUCGAUUGCCGUCAUCAGAAGACGAUGAAGAACUCAGCCACGGUGGCUCUGCUCCUCCCCGCAAAAAACUCCGUCUAACCAGAGAACAGUCUCGUCUUCUGGAAGAUAGUUUCAGACAGAAUCAUACCCUUAAUCCCAAACAAAAAGAAGCACUUGCAAAGCAUUUGAUGCUACGGCCAAGACAAAUUGAAGUUUGGUUUCAAAACCGUAGAGCAAGGAGCAAACUCAAGCAAACUGAGAUGGAAUGCGAGUAUCUUAAAAGGUGGUUUGGCUCAUUAACAGAACAAAACCACCGGCUCCACAGAGAAGUAGAAGAGCUUAGAGCCAUGAAGGUGGGUUCACCCACGGUUACAUCCGCCUCGAGCCUCACCAUGUGUCCUCGUUGUGAGCGAGUCACCACUUCAGCGGGCCCCUCCAUGGCGGUGAUGGCGGUUCCGGCCAAGAAAACGUUUACGCCGCAAGAGUGUGAGCAUUGA
Molecule: messenger RNA, 600 nt
Organism: Microthlaspi erraticum
Lineage: Eukaryota; Viridiplantae; Streptophyta; Magnoliopsida; Brassicales; Brassicaceae
Source: the annotation of a GenBank genome assembly